UCGCCAUGCGCGUGCCUUGCGUGAGCGGCGCCGCGAGGUAAGAUGGCGGCGCCCAACCAGUCGGUGCCUUCGCUGGCGGCUGGAAUAAACCAGCUCUUCACAGGCAACCGGGGAGAGGAGCUGCCCGCCGUUGUCAUGACACCGAUCCAGAAUUUAACAAGAGCAUUCAGGGAGCAGCAGAAUAGGGAGGAAGCCACACAAUCGGUGUUUGAAAUAUUUGCAGACAUACUGGCAAGGCAGUUGGCUGCGAUAGAAGUCAUCAAUGAGAAUUUUGAAAGUGGCAAGAAUGAACAAUAUGAAACGUGUUUGCAACUUACUGCUGAGUGCUUCCGAUGUCUCAGAAAUGCCUGCAUACAGUGUGUCAAGAAUCAGUCUCAUAUAAGAAUUUUUCAUUUCCUGAAUUUGUUCUUUAAACAUAUCAUAUUUUCCUCAGCUUUUCAAUGUGGCCUACAGUUCCUUGGAAAUCUGGCAGUUGGCAAUGAAGAAACCAAGGAUGUCAUUUGGAAAAAUGCCUUUCCAGAUCUAUUUCUGAAUUGCCUGAAUCAUUUGGAUAAGAAAACUGUUACCUAUUGCUGCAUGGUUCUGUUUACCUGCCUCAGCAUCGAAAGAACAGCAGACCUACUAAACCAUACAAAAGGGAUUAAACUGGCCGAAACUGUUGUAAAAAUCUGCAAGAAAGAGCCACAACUGGACUGGGCCUUUCUGAUUGUGACGGAACAGUUUCUGAAAUGUCCAGAUUUGGUGUCUGCAAUCUACACAAAAUGGAACAAUCAAGAAAGAAUUAUCAUCUUGGAGCUAAUCUCCGCAAAGCUGAGUGACAAGAAUCUGGAAAUUCCAGCUGGCAGUGAUGACCUGCCUGUUCCUGUCAGACUAAUGCAAUUCCUGGCAGCCUGCUUCGUAGAGAAAUGUAUGGCAGUGUUGAAAUAUGCCUCUGAUACCUCCGAUGCAGAAGAUGAGGAUGCUCUCAUUGUAAUCAAGCUUCUUGAUAUUCUCUGUGAAACGACCUCAAACCACGAAAAAUUCAGCUAUUUGCAGAACUCGCCUGCUCUGGUAGAGACCACUGUUAAGCUUUUGUCUGAGACCCGCCUUGUAGGAAGGCAAAGCAAAAAUAUUUUUACACCAUCCCAAUCUUUAUCAUUCGCCAAUCAGAUCACUCAUCCUGCAGUUGGAUUUAAAGCACAUCUCAUCCAUCUGAUUGGGAAUCUUUGCUACAACAACAAGGAAAACAAAGAUAAGGUUCGGGAAUUGGGUGGCAUUCCUCUCAUUCUGGAUAACUGUAACAUCGAUGACCAUAACCCUUUUGUGAGCCAGUGGGCAGUUUUUACCAUCCGAGUCCUUACCGAGCAGAACCCAGAGAACCAAGAGGUGAUAUCCCAGAUGGAACGCCAGGGAGUUGCAGAUACUGCGAUGCUUGAUAGCAUGGGAUUGCGGGUUGAAGAACGAAAUGGAAAGCUGUACGUAAAGUCGCAGGAAAAGUGUGAAUAAUUGCAUCGAGCGAAGCGUUUGUUCGAAAACAUUAUCGCACGGUGGAUCUACUGAUCUAUUUUUCCAGUCGUUUGGCAAACGAAAAGAAAGGCAAACGAUCAAGAUGAAAGGAAAGCAGCGAUGGAAAAAUGGUUCUUUGUUUAAAAUACACAAUGUUAUUUAUUAUUCUCUAGAUUGUCAUCAGUCUGGUAUCAAGAGUCUCGCCCUAUGAUAUGCAGGUUAAGACUGACUAGUGAUAAGAAUAUUAACUGUAAAAGAGAAUAGUAGCCUUCAGCAUAUCCUGCAUUGAAAUCUGAUUAUGCAACAAUUAAUUGCUCUGAAUUAUGCAUCAGCCAACAUCAAACGUGGGUAUAUAUUAAAAUUGAUUUGAUUUUCUUCAAACAAUUGUCAGACAAUAAAAUCUUGCUCAUUUUACAAAGAAACCGAUGAAAGAAUUCUGGGGUUUCAUGUGGAAGGCUAAAUCAGAGGAAUUAUUUGGUGGGCCUUGAAUUUGAAGGGAAAUAUUAGCAGUCAAUUCCGCACUAAAUAUUUUACCAGUAAAUCAGAAUUAAAUUAUAUGUGAUGAUCCCAAAGAAUUAAAUGCUAUAAUCAGUCACAUUUCCAUUUACAAGCAUGUUUGUUUAUAAUUAUUGGGCACAAAUGUAUCCACUUGUAAUUAUUCAGAGUCUUUUAACUCUGCAUUGUUUACUUCAGUGUUAAUAACUGUUGCCUAUUUUGAAAUAUAUCUGAUGGUGUAUUGAAA
This is a messenger RNA of Leucoraja erinaceus (little skate), 2227 nucleotides long. It is a transcript of the gene atxn10, whose product is annotated as ataxin 10. The transcript is spliced from 10 exons. Gene Ontology annotation, biological process: neuron projection development. Gene Ontology annotation, cellular component: cytosol. Lineage: Eukaryota; Metazoa; Chordata; Chondrichthyes; Rajiformes; Rajidae. The coding region runs from base 43 to 1485 and encodes 480 amino acids. The record is from RefSeq and is a predicted model, not a curated record.